CGCAUCCAUAUGCUUCCAGUGUGGAUGUGGGAAAUAAGAGGCUACUAGUACCAAGAAGAGGCUGGAUAGAGGCGCAGACUGUUCCGCUUUUUUUCGGCUCUGCCUGCUGAGGCUUCAGGAGCUCCUCAGGCUGCAAUGCGCUCCUGAAGCGGAGGAGAAGGAGGAAGGCGAUGAUGGCCGCAGAUGUGGAUAAAACAGUCCCGGAGAGAGAGCGGGGGAACGGGCUGAGGAGCCCAGGAUCCGGAUCCUGGUUCCGUAGAGGUUUGUGGUUCCUGCUGGUGGUCUGCGGGGCCCCCCUCGCUGCCUUUGGGAUAAAGUUCUACCGGGACUCCCAGCUCCUCAAACGCCAUGAAGAGGGCGUUCGGAGUUUGGGUGCCGAAGGCCUGUUUCUCUUCUCCUCCUUGGACACAGACCAUGACCUCUUUCUGAGUCCGGAGGAGUUCAAACCCAUUGCAGAGAAGCUCACAGGGCUCAUCCCCCCGGUGGAUUUGGAGGAGGAUGUGAUUGACGACCCAAAUGGAGAGGAUUUGAUCUUGGAGGCCAAAAUGCAGCCUCUCUUACUGGACUCCAUGACUAAAAGCAAGGAUGGUUUUCUUGGAGUUUCCCACAGCUCCCUGAGUGGUCUGCGCUCCUGGACAGGUCCUGCGUUGCCCUCCUCUUCGUUCCCCGCCAGCCAGUUCAGAGUUUUCCUGCCCCCAAAGGGUAAAGUGGAAGCGGGAGACACCUGGUGGGUGAUUCCCAGCGAGCUCAACAUCUUCACUGGUUACUUACCCAACAACCGUUACUAUCCUCCCACCCCGAAAGGCAAAGAGGUUCUGAUUCACUCCCUGUUGAGCAUGUUCCACCCUCGGCCCUUCAUCAAGUCCCGCUUUGCACCACAGGGCACGGUCGCCUGCAUACGGGCCAGCAGUGACUUUUAUUAUGACAUCGUCUUCAGGAUUCACGCAGAGUUCCAGCUGAAUGACGUUCCAAACUUUCCCUUCUGGUUUACUCCGGGUCAGUUCACCGGUAACAUCGUCCUGUCUAAAGAUGCUUCCCACGUCCGGCACUUCCACCUCUACGUUCCCAGUAACAGGUCUCUAAACGUGGACAUGGAGUGGCUCUAUGGAGCAAGCGAGAGCAGCAACAUGGAGGUGGACAUUGGAUACCUGCCACAGUUGGAACUGCGGUCCAUGGGGCCCUCCACUCCCUCUGUUAUCGUGGAUGAGAAAGGAAACGUCCUCGACAGUCGGGACGGAAGCAGUGACCAGAUCCAGUUUGUCUUUGAGGAAAUUCACUGGACCUCAGAGAUCAGUCAGGAGGAAGCUCUCCGCCGCCUGGAGGUCACCCUCUACCCGUUCAAGAAGGUGUCCUACUUGCCUUUUGCUGAGGCUUUUGAGCGAGCCGGAGCGGAGAAGAAGCUGGUGCAUUCCAUUCUGCUCUGGGGAGCUUUGGACGAUCAGUCCUGCUGAGGUUCAGGGCGGACUCUCCGGGAAACGGUCCUGGAAAGUUCGCCCGUUCUCACUCUGCUCAACCAGAGCUUCAUCAGCAGCUGGUCUCUGGUCAAAGAGCUGGAGACCAUCCAGGCUGACGAGCGGAACCCUGCACUGAGGGAAAAGGCCCGCCUACAUCUGGAGAAGUACAGUUUCCCUGUGGAGAUGCUGGUGGCGCUGCCCAAUGGAACAGUUGUCCACCACAUCAAUGCUAACUACUUCCUGGACCAGACGGCAGUGAAACCAGAGGAUGAAGGGGCCACUUUCAGCUUCUCUGGGGGGUUUGAGGACCCCUCUACGUCCACGUACAUCAAAUUCCUGAAGGAGGGGCUGGAGAAGGCCAAGGAAUUCAUGACUCAGUAAAAUGUGUCACACUGCU
Molecule: messenger RNA, 1851 nt
Organism: Cyprinodon tularosa
Lineage: Eukaryota; Metazoa; Chordata; Actinopteri; Cyprinodontiformes; Cyprinodontidae
Gene: selenon
Product: selenoprotein N
Exons: 12
Biological process (GO): calcium ion homeostasis; skeletal muscle fiber development
Cellular component (GO): endoplasmic reticulum membrane
Molecular function (GO): calcium ion binding
Source: RefSeq, a predicted model, not a curated record